GAUGACGUAGCAGCAGAAAUGAGAAGGCUGAAACUGGAGCUCAAGCAAACAAUGGAAAUGUAUAGUACAGCUUGCAAGGAAGCACUCACAGCACAACAAAUGGCGAUGGAACUCCAGCGCUGGAAAACGGAAGAACAGAGAAGACUAGAAGACGCAAGAUUUGCAGAGGAAGCUGCAUUAGCACUUGCAGAGAAGGAGAAGGCAAAAUCUAGGGCAGCCCUUGAGCACGCAGAGGCAGCUCAGAGGCUUGCAGAACUAGAAUCUCAGAAGAGAAUUAAUGCAGAAAUGAAAGCUCUGAAAGAAGCAGAAGAGAGGAAUAAGGUACUAAAUAAACUUUCAAAUUCAGAUUUCAGGUACCGGAGGUAUUCGAUAGAGGAGAUUGAAACUGCAACGGACUACUUUGCACAAGCUAAUAAAAUUGGAGAAGGAGGUUAUGGGCCAGUGUAUAAGUGUUACAUGGACCACACACCUGUAGCGGUUAAGGUCCUUCGUCCUGAUGCAGCUCACGGAAGACAACAGUUUCAGCAAGAGGUUGAAGUAUUGAACUGCAUACGACAUCCUCAUAUGGUUCUUCUUCUAGGAGCAUGCCCUGAAUAUGGGUGCUUAGUAUAUGAGUUUAUGUCCAAUGGAAGCUUAGAAGACCUUCUAUUCCAGCGAGGAAAGACUCCACCACUCUCUUGGCAGCAGAGAUUUAGAAUUGCUGCUGAAAUAGGUGCCGGUCUGCUUUUCCUACACCAAAGCAAACCAGAACCAAUAGUGCACCGUGAUCUAAAACCUGCAAAUAUUCUACUUGAUCGGAACUUUGUGAGUAAGAUUAGUGAUGUUGGCUUGGCUCGGCUUGUCCCUCCAUCAGUGGCAGAUAGCGUCACUCAGUACCGAAUGACAUCAACAGCUGGAACUUUCUGCUAUAUAGACCCCGAAUAUCAGCAAACGGGAAUGCUUGGUAUAAAAUCCGACGUAUAUUCUUUAGGUAUCAUAUUCUUGCAGAUAUUAACAGCCAAACCACCGAUGGGUUUGACUCACCACGUUGAAAGGGCAAUCGAAAAAGGGACCUUCAACGACAUGCUUGAUUCAUCUGUUCCUGAUUGGCCCCUUGACGAGGCUCUGAACCUUGCUAAGUUAUCACUGAAAUGUUCUGAGCUAAGAAGGAAAGAUAGACCGGAUCUCAGCAAGGUUAUUAUGCCAGAAUUAGAGAGAUUGAGAACACUUGGAGAAGAAAAUCCAUGCCAAUCAGCCUUGUAUAGUUCAGGUUACUCAACAAAUCAUAGCCAAGCUUCCGUGUCCCAAGCUAGCCAACAUGAAUAG
Molecule: messenger RNA, 1305 nt
Organism: Nicotiana tabacum (common tobacco)
Lineage: Eukaryota; Viridiplantae; Streptophyta; Magnoliopsida; Solanales; Solanaceae
Source: RefSeq, a predicted model, not a curated record